Pteronotus mesoamericanus is the source of this 1753-nucleotide messenger RNA. RefSeq names its product phospholipase A2 group III (gene PLA2G3). Gene Ontology annotation, molecular function: A2-type glycerophospholipase activity. The transcript has 7 exons. Gene Ontology annotation, biological process: arachidonate secretion; phospholipid metabolic process. The record is from RefSeq and is a predicted model, not a curated record. NCBI's taxonomy places the organism in Eukaryota, Metazoa, Chordata, Mammalia, Chiroptera, Mormoopidae. The coding region runs from base 117 to 1622 and encodes 501 amino acids.
GCACCGGGUCUGCUGGGCAUCGUUUCCGCUCAGCUCCUGAGCUGCUGCCUCGUGGGCUGUCAGAGAUAGUCGUCCCAUCUUGGGGGCUUUGUCUGACUGGGCCGGGCCACUGUGGAAUGGGGGUUCUGGGAGUGCUGUUGGGGGUGCUGACCUGCCUGAGGUCUACUCUGGGGGACUCUCCUGCCUUCCGCUGGCACAGCACCUCCUGUCACUUGUCCAGGCCCAUCCCUGGCAGCCCCAUGGGGUCCCUAAGUUUCUUGGGCACGGAUGCCCAGGGGCUGGCCCUGUUUCAUGCCCUCUGGGAUGGGCACGGGAGGCUGCAGACAUGUAACUGGCAGGAUGAGCCAGAGCUCACUGCAGCCUUCAGUGCUCUCUGUGCUGGCGAGAUCACUCGGGGCUUCUUCAUCCACGCUCCUGGACCUGAGCUGCAGAGAGCCCUGGCCACCCUCCAGAGUCAGUGGGAGGCCUGCCGGUCUGAGAAGAGUCAAGCAGGAGCCAGGGAGAAGCGAGCAACAGAGCAGAGUGAAGCACCUGGCGUAGCACACCAGCGGGGGAAGAGAGGCUGGACCAUGCCUGGCACACUGUGGUGCGGAGUCGGGGACUCCGCCAGGAACUCCACGGAGCUGGGGGUCUUCUGGGGCCCUGAUCUCUGCUGCCGGGAACACGACCGCUGCCCACAGACCAUCUCGCCUUUCCAGUACAACUACGGCAUCCGAAACUACCGAUUCCACACCAUCUCUCACUGCGACUGUGAUGCCAGGUUCCAGCAAUGCCUGCAGAAGCAGCGGGACUCCAUCUCAGAUAUCGUGGGCGUGGCUUUCUUCAAUGUGCUGGAGAUCCCCUGCUUUGUGCUGGAGGAGCAGGAGGCCUGUGUGGCGUGGUACUGGUGGGGCGGGUGUAGAAUGUAUGGCUCCAUACCCUUCGCCCGCCUCCAGCCUAAGACCAUCUACAAUGCCUCCUGGAGCUUCCCGGCCAUCCCCGUGACUCCCGACCCCCAGAGUCCAGCCCCCAGCAAGUCACGACAGAACGAGUACCCUCAGCAGUGGCCAUCACAGCAGGAAGGGCCCCAGCAGCCCAGCAAAGACAAUGCCACCACCCUCCAGGCCACCAUGGCCUCCCCUUGGCCUGAUAUGACCCCCACAGCCAGGCUGAAGAUCACCCAUCCAGGUCUUCAGGGGCCACAAGCUGCCCUAAAACCUGAGGCCACCCACCAGGCCUGCCGCGGCUUCCGCCACCUGGACCAGUGUGAACACCAGAUCGGGCCCCAAGAAACCAAGUUCCAGUUGUUCAAUAGUAACCAAGAGCCCCUCUUCCACUGCACCUGCACGCGCCGACUAGCGCGGUUCCUGAGGCUCCACAGCCCACCCUCAGGUGCCUACAUGCUUUUGGAGCCGCUGGGCACCACCUGCUUCAAGCUGGCCCUUCCACUGGACUGUGCUGAGAGCAAAGAUUGUUCCAGGGGCCCGAGGGCCAUCAAGGUGUCAGCUCGGCACUUGCAGCGACUUCAGCAGAGGAGACUCUGGGGUACAGGCAGAGAUGAUGGGCAGGCAUGGCCUUCAAAGCACCCAAGGGUCCCAAUGUCAUUCUAUGACCAGUGCCUGCAACUGACCCAGGCAGCCUGAGAACCCAAAGAGCGGCAGAAAUCCUGGAACCAGUGACCUCAGCUCCAGCUUUCAUGGGCACCAGACUGGACCUUGCCCCCGGCUUUGCUAGGCCCUCGGGGUCUCAGCCUUCUCUCCAUGUGUUACGCCGA